This is a messenger RNA of Capsicum annuum, 507 nucleotides long. RefSeq lists its product as uncharacterized. Bases 1 to 507 code for a protein of 168 amino acids. The transcript has 2 exons. The record is from RefSeq and is a predicted model, not a curated record. Lineage: Eukaryota; Viridiplantae; Streptophyta; Magnoliopsida; Solanales; Solanaceae.
AUGGUGGAAUUACUUGAAGAAUAUGGAAUUGUUAUAUUAAGAAUGAGAGAGCAGCUGUUUCUCCCAAGGCGUUUGCAGGUUCCUUUGUUUUUACAAAGCCUUCGUUCCCCUGCUUCCUCUGCAGUUCAAGAUUCUUCGUCUUUCAUUUUAAAAGAUGCUUGGAAUGAGUUAGAUCUUCUCGCACCUGAACCUGUUUGUGACUGUGAAGUAUCAAAGGAAUAUACAGAUCACUUGUGUCAUCCACGACUACUACAGUUUCUCAUGGGUUUGAACGAGAGCUUUAGUCAUGUUAGGAGUGAUAUCUUACUUAGAACUCCCAUAUUGAUAGUGAAUCAAGCUUAUGCAGUUGUUAUUCAAGAGGAAAGUCAGAGAAAUUUCGGAGUGACUGAUUCUCACAAAGAAUCUGUUAGCUUGAUGGUGAGAAGAGGAAAAGGUCCUAGAGCUGUUCCGAAGAGGUUUGGAUAUUGUGAUCAUUGUGGUUGCAAAGGACAUGUGAAAGAGCUGUAG